Molecule: messenger RNA, 876 nt
Organism: Penicillium salamii
Lineage: Eukaryota; Fungi; Ascomycota; Eurotiomycetes; Eurotiales; Aspergillaceae
Source: the annotation of a GenBank genome assembly
AUGCAUCGUGCAUACGACGGCCGCGCAGGCUCUCGAGGCAGUCACAGCAAUAGCAGUGCCUUCAGUCCUAACGCCAACGCCAAUGAAGACUGGACCAAAAUCUCCGAUUUGGCCGAGCGUCGACGCAUUCAGAACCGCAUCGCUCAGCGCAACUACCGUAAGAACCCGUUCUCGAGGUCUACUUCAUGGGCUAACCCAGAGAUAGGCAAGAAAUUGAAGCGUCGCCUGGAGGAUCUUGAGAGACGAGCUGCCACCUCUGCCUCCCCAGAACAGUCUCAUGAAGAGCCCGUGUCUCCCAAGCCAUCACCCAGGACUCGAUCCAAGCAACGAGCCCCCAAGCCCGAUGUGAAGCCUCAUAUGCAAGAUCGAUCCGCCUACGACUACUAUACUCCCGAAGACCGAUCAGCCAUGUUCGCUCAACAAUGUACGCGACAACUGUCGGCUUCACCCCCACCCGUCUUCUCCUAUCCCGCCAUGUCGCCUUAUGAGACCUAUCGACAAACCUACCAACCCCCACUCUAUCACACUGCGCCAAACACAUAUAGCGAAAUCAGUUACCAAACAGAAUACGGCGAGCAAGUGCCUUCCCUUGUGCCUCUUCCAUCGAUGCAACGCAAACUCGCCUACGACGAGGACCUCAUCAGUCCCUUUAGCAUGAGCUAUGCCACAAUGGCUGGCAUCGAUAUAUGCCAACAGCAAGCACAUGCCCAGUCACAUCCAGAGGGUCUUCCGGUGCCAUCGCUUGGAUACAGCUACGGGGACCAGCGAGCGCCAUCGACCUCGCCAGAUGCCUCUAUCUUCACAUUCCCCCUCACACCAGAAUCUGUACCUUGUUCUCCUCGUACGAUGCCUUACGAAUAUGAUCUACGGUCGUGA